GGCUGCCCGGCGGAGCAGCCCUUACGUAGGCAAGCGGCUCCGCUCAACUUGCCACCCGCGCCGGAGAGCUGCCGGGGAGAGCCGAGCCCACCGGAGCCCCGAGCCCAUCGCUGCCCACCCACCCACCAUGGACUGCUGCAACCAGGAGGGCGCCUGCACGAAGCUGGACGAGGACAUCCUGGACAUCCCUUUGGACGACCCCGACGCCAACGCGGCGGCGGCCAAGAUCCAGGCGAGUUUCCGCGGCCACAUGACUCGCAAGAAGAUCAAAGGGGGAGAGAUCGAUCGGAAAACCAAGGACGCCGAGUGCGCCAACAGCACCCGCGGGGGUGACCUCCGCAACGGCGAUUAGGGCUGCCCAGGCGCUCCCCGGACCUCCGCUGGCGCCCGCCGAGGCCCAGGACCCUCUGCUUCUCCCCACCGCUGCCCCCCGCAUGCUGCCCCCGGGGCCCCUCCCCCGCCGGGGCCUCCCACCCCCCGACCCCAGCCCCUGCCCACCCCAAUAAAGGUCCCUGCCA
This is a messenger RNA of Dryobates pubescens (Downy woodpecker), 518 nucleotides long. RefSeq names its product neurogranin (gene NRGN). Gene Ontology annotation, molecular function: calmodulin binding. Bases 128 to 352 code for a protein of 74 amino acids. The record is from RefSeq and is a predicted model, not a curated record. The transcript is spliced from 3 exons. Lineage: Eukaryota; Metazoa; Chordata; Aves; Piciformes; Picidae.